AGUAUGUGUCUUCCUCUUUGUUGUCAUCCUCGCAGUUGUCCAGCCGCUGAGGGACUGAGCGGCUGAAAUGUGGCUUUUGUUUUUGUGGUGAUUUGCGUACCAUCUCCAAGACGAUGCCGGAGCUGAACACUGAGGUCCCUCAAGGCCUCGUGUCCGCUGCUGCGCUUCUGUACGUGAUGCUGAAACGAGAGGCGCGGAGGAAGAAGACCGCAUCCAUGCUGAGCACUGAAAAACUCUCCGGCCUGGCAAUGAACAUGCUAUUGAGGUGACUAUUGUUCACAGAAUAAAGAUGUCGCCAUUGGUGCUGGGAGUCGGAGCGUGCUUAGCUGGGUGGAUUGGUCUUUAUGCUUUGCUGUGCUACACAAAUGGCUCUUGUGGCUAUGAAUGGAACUGUCGGCUAGUUACACUAUUCCAUGGCAUCCUUGCAGUCUGUAUAACCGCUUACAUUGGAUACAUAGAUGGACUGUGGCCUUUCACCUACCCAGGUACAAAGAACACCCCUCUGCAGAUCACCGCUAUGGUGGUCAGUCUGAGCUACUUUAUCUUUGACAUGGCCUGGUGUGUGUACUUCCGCACAGAGGGCCUGGUAAUGCUCGCUCACCACACCAUGAGCAUCCUGGGUAUUCUGCUCACUCUGUGGCUGGAGGAGUCGGGCAUCGAGUCUUGUGCCGUGCUGUUUGGCAGCGAGAUCACAAACCCACUCCUCCAGACGCGCUGGUUUUUGAAACACUCUGGCCGCUACGACAGCUUCCUCGGAGACGUGGUGGACGUACUGUUCGUGCUGCUGUUUGUGUUCAUGCGCAUUUUCGUUGGUGGUGCCAUGUUGUACUGUGAGCUAAUCUCUCCAAGACCCAAGUUCAUCAUUAAAUGUGGCGGUGUGGCCAUGUAUGCGCUGUCCUGGGUGUUCAUGGUUGACAUCAGUCGUUUCACACACCGCAAAUCCCAGCUCAAAUACCAGCGCUGGAUGAAUCGCCACAGGAUGGCAGAGGUUAACGGGCAGGACGUGAAGAGAGACUGAAAGAUCUCUGCUCAGCGGUUUGGCCUCUCGUUUCUAACACUGGAGGGAAGAAUGAGAAUCAGAGCAAGUGAACCAGCUAAUAAAGAUCUGCAGCUUAUAGAUGUUUACAUAUUUUUAAAAAGGAUAUCAGCUAUUAAAGUUUAUUUCUGGUUGGUAAUAUUCAGAUGGGAAAACAUCCAUGCUGUAUCAGAGCCCUUAAACAGUCUUAAUUGUUUUUUAUUAUUUGCCA
Sinocyclocheilus grahami is the source of this 1247-nucleotide messenger RNA. RefSeq names its product transmembrane protein 136-like. The transcript is spliced from 3 exons. The record is from RefSeq and is a predicted model, not a curated record. Bases 290 to 1018 code for a protein of 242 amino acids. Lineage: Eukaryota; Metazoa; Chordata; Actinopteri; Cypriniformes; Cyprinidae. Gene Ontology annotation, cellular component: membrane.